GGACGCUCUUUGCGAAAUUUCGGAGCAUGGGUUGGUUAUUAUUGUUGAAGAGAUGAGCUCCCUUCAAGCCAGAGUCUACUUCAGGAAGGAGUUGUUUAAGGAGUACCAUUUUCGUCGAGGGCGACAGAGGCGCCCCCGGUUUGGCGUGAGCCUCUCGGUCUUGAUCGACUGCCUUAGUGCUUUCACUUUUUCAAGCGGUAAUAUGGGACUGGAAUUGCGCUAUCCAGGACCAGAUAUGCAGCUUCUCCUCAAGUUGAUGGACUCGAACCGGAUAUGCACAGAUGCUGAGAUCCGGACCAGGAUCCCAGAGACUACUCCACGGGAGUAUGAUUUUAACCUUGGUGGGGAUGGACCUCAGCCUCUCUCUUUUGCAAUCAAGUCAGCUGCCCUGAAGGAAAUCAUUGAAGAUCUUGAAUGGCCAGGAUCGAGUAUCGUGUUGACGGUGCACCCAGAUCCGCCUCGGGUCACUUUCAGAGGGGAGGGGCAUGGGGACUUGCAGAUUGAGUUGUUCUACAAUGCCCAGAGUGAUCUGUUUAUAUCUUUUCAGUGUGACCGGCGAGCAUCUUUCAGGUACAAGUACAAGCAUCUGAAGGCUACAACUGCUAAUAUCCCAGCAUCGAUCGUAAAGGACAAUCGAGGCAGCAAGUUGACGGUCAACGACAACGGGCUGCUAAGGGUUCAGCAUAUGAUAUCCAUACGGUCAUCAUCAUCGUCGACAGCAGGAAAUCAGCCGCAGCCUCAGUUUUUCACGAGCCAGGGACUUGGGACCACAACAGGACAAGGCUCUCCCAUGCCAAGAGUGUCGUACACAGAGUUCUUUGUAAUGCCAGAGGAAGAGCCGCUAAGCGCCGGCGGGCAAAUGGAUGGAGAGGCCUCAUAGUAUAGCAUUUGCACACAGUGCCAGCAACCAAUGCAUAUUGUGUUUAGAGGUUCACACUUGGCCUGGUUGUUUCGACUAUACCAGCUUCGGCUGGACACUGAGGAAUGCAUAUGAUCACUUCGCCGCAUGUUGGGUGCCACAGGUUGGCCCAGCCAGGUUUUCCCUCGGCGUGAUUUUUAGCUUGCUUGCUGGUUCUUGACCUCACUUCACUUUCCGCCAAGUGGACCAACUGGAACGCAGCCUGGAUGAACUGUGAACCAAGUGGAACCAGCUGUGGGCCCAGUUUUGGAGGAACUCUGGGACCAACGUUUUGGCCAACUUGGGUCCAAUUUGAACCAAUUUUGGCGCAAGUUGGACCAACUCCAAGGCGGGACCAAUUUUGCCCCACUUU
Molecule: messenger RNA, 1271 nt
Organism: Chara braunii
Lineage: Eukaryota; Viridiplantae; Streptophyta; Charophyceae; Charales; Characeae
Source: the annotation of a GenBank genome assembly